AUAGUUCUUGAAAAUUUGCCGACUUCGAUUCUACAAAUUUGGCUAACUACAAAUACAUAAUAAAAAAGUGAUUUUGACUCACUGUUUAGACUUGUGGUGCUCCGCCUUUGUUGACUGAUUCAAACAAAUUGGCACAACAUAAACAAGAACACCCAUUUCUGUUUUGAUCAGUUUCAUAACAUCUUUCAUUAUGGCUGAAUUCCUUGUGCAGAUGGUGUUGGAACAACUUGCUUCAAUGAUUCGUCAACCAGCGGAAGGAGGGAUUAGGCUGAUUGCAGGUGCUGGCCAAGAAGUUGGAAGGCUUCAAAGCAACUUACUGUCCAUUCAAGCUGUGCUUGAUGAUGCUGAGAACAGACAGGCUAAGGAUAACGCCGUGAGAGUUUGGUUAACCAAGCUUAAAGACGUGUCUUAUGACAUUGACGAUGUGUUGGAUGAGUGGAACACGAAGCUUCAGAAAUUGAAAAUUAAGAAAGCUGAAGCUGCAUUUAAUCCAGUGAAAAAGGUAUGUUCCUUCAUUCUUCACUAUCUCGGUUGUAGGCCAUUGGUUAUGCGCUACCACAUUGCUGUCAAGAUAAAAGAUCUUGAUAGAAAACUUGAUAGUAUUGCUAAGGAAAAAGAGACGUUCAACUUUAGAUCAAUGACAGAGGGUAACAAAGAAAUAGAGCGACCAAUGACAACCUCUAUUGUUGAUUUAACAGAGGUUUAUGGAAGAGAAGGUGAUAGAAAUACAAUUGUAGAUUUAUUACUGAGUCAGAGUAGUUGUAUGCAAGAUCUUUGCAUCAUCUCUAUAGUAGGGAUGGGAGGAAUUGGUAAAACUACCCUUGCCAAAUUAGUUUUUAACAAUGAUAAGGUAAGCACUCAUUUUGAGAAAAAAAUAUGGGUAUGUGUUUCUGAGCCAUUUGAUGAGCUUAGGAUUGCCAAAGCAAUUCUUGAAUCUCUUACAAAUAAUGCACUAAACUUACAUGAGUUAGAAACCGUGGUGCAAAACAUACAUCAAAUUUUAUACAGAAAGAAGUUUCUUCUUAUCUUAGACGAUGUAUGGACUGAAGAUCCAAAAAACUGGGAAAAUUUGAAAUCUUCUCUUACAUGUGGUUCUCCAGAAAGUAGAAUUUUGGUGACCACGCGAAAAGAGGAAGUUGCAAAUGUCAUAGGAACCACCAAAAUUAUCUCACUAGGAACACUUCUUGAGGAAAAGUGUUGGUUAUUAUUUAGUCGAAUUGCUUUUUUUGGAAAAACCAUUGAAGAAUCUAAUGAAUUGGUGGAAAUUGGUAGGAAACUUGUCCAAAAGUGUAAGGGUUUGCCGCUUGCUGUAAAGACUUUAGCUAGUCUUUUGCGUUAUAAAAGAACUUUUGAUGAAUGGCAAAAUAUCUUAGGCAGUGAAAUUUGGGAAAUAGAAAAGGUAGAACAAGAGGUUUUUCGACCUCUACUAUUAAGUUAUUGUGAUUUGCCCUGUACUUUGAAAAAAUGUUUCUUAUAUUGUGCCAUUUUUCCAAAGGAUUACGAAAUAGAUGUAAGAGAAUUGAUUAGGCUAUGGAUGGCCCAUGGUUAUGUGAAGUCAAAGCCAAAUGAGGAUAUGGAGUUAAUUGGCGGAGAGUAUUUUGAUACCUUAGCAAUGCGUUCUUUCUUUCAAGAUUUUGACAAAAUGACUUCUUGUAGUAGAGCAGAGCUUUGCAAGAUGCAUGAUAUAGUACAUGAUUUUGCUCAAUAUCUUACCCAAAAUGAGUGUUAUGCAAUGGAGGUUGCUGGUGUUGGGGAGCUAGAAUUGGACUCUACUUAUGAUAGAGUUAGACAUUCAAUGAUAAAGAUUCAAGAAGGGGCCUCAUUUCCUAGCUCCAUAUAUACUAGAAAGACUUUUCUACGUAGCCUUAUGGUUGAUUGUAAUUAUGGUACUAACCACCCUAAGAUAGUUUUGUCCAAAUUAGUUGAUCCGUUGGCAUAUUUAAGGUCACUAUCUUUGAAAAAUUGCUCCAUCGAAGAAAUUCCUGUAGAAAUAAAAGGGUUAAUACACUUGAGGUAUCUUGAUUUGUCACGAAACCAUAAUAUAAAAAAAUUGCCCGAAACAUUGUGUGAGUUACACAAUCUACAGACCUUAGACAUUACUUGGUGUAGUGGUCUCAAAAAACUACCUCAAGGGAUGGGAAAUUUAAUUAACAUGAGAUAUUUGUUGAAUGGGGAAACUAGUAUAAGUUACAUGCCAAAAGGUUUAGAACGAUUGACCGGUCUACGAACAUUAGGAGAAUUUGUGAUAAGUGAUGGCAGUUAUGGUAGUAAAGCAUGUUCCAUUGAAUGUCUUAGAAACUUCAAAGGCCUUCAAGAUCUUGGUAUAGAAGGCUUUGGAAAGUUGACAGAUGCAGCUAAGGUCAAGGGAAUAGAAUUAAUCAAUAAGAAAAACCUGCGUGGUUUGAGUCUAAGCUUUAAGGGGAGUAACAAUGAGGGGCAUGAUUAUGAAGAAUUUCUUGAAGCGUUGCAACCACCCCCAAAUUUAAGGACGCUAUGGCUGCGAAAUUAUAAAGGCAACACUAUGUUCCCUAAUUGGAUGGUGUCAUUAAACAAAUUGAGAAAGUUAUGUUUGGUGAAUUGUAUAAACUUUGAGCAUUUGCCUCCUUUGGGUAAGUUAUCAUCCCUUGAAAUUCUUAUGAUAUGGGGAAUGAAGAGAGUGAAAAGAGUGGGUAAUGAGUUUUUGGGAAUAGAGAAUGAUACCACAUCAGCAUCUUCAUCAGUAAUUGCUUUUCCAAACUUAAAAUUUCUAAUGUUUGAUGAUAUGGAAGACUGGGAAGAGUGGAAUUACAAUAUUACGAAGAGAAGAGACGGAGAUAUUACAGUCAUGCCAUCUCUUAAGACCUUGAAAAUUUCUUUGUGCCCCAAAUUGACAUCACUGCCUAACCAUCUUCGUCAGAUGUCAACGUUGAAGAAGGAAUUUUAUAAUUGUCCUCUUCUCGACGAACACAGAACCGAUAACUCAUCAUCAUCUUCAGCAAGCUAUCAACUGCAACAAUGAUGCUGUAUAUGCGCAAAGAUACCAACUUUGAAUUCUCAAACACCUAGGGAUGCCAUCAAUGUAACUCGCAGGAAUUUUAAAGCUACAUAUUCGUACAUUGAUUUUUCAUGGUGGAUGUUCACUGGCAAGAAGGAUUUUCCUUUUUCUGCAAACGCAGCAUUGAUUUCGCAUUUCUGAAUUGACAAGACCAUGAAUUCUCAAGCAGCUAUUGCCGCCUUUACUCUGGAUAAGUGGAUGUCCAAUACUUUCAUCAAUCUCCACCCAAUACUAACCAAGAUCUCCCAGGUUCUUUCUGAACUUUGAUUUUGCAUAUGUGCAAAGAGAUAACCUUCUGAAUUCUCUAAGGGCUACAGUUGCCAUCAGUUCACUGGACUUGGAGUAUUGCAGAGUCUCCUCAAUCAGAAAUUCUGUUUCAUUGUAAGAUUCCUAUGAUGAUUAUAUCAUUAAAAAACACUAGUAACACCCCUAGAUUCUCAUCUUUGUUUAAGUAGAACAGUGAUGAAUCUACUUUAGAGUUGUUGAAACACCAUGUGGUAAGUGCUUCCUUUAGUUUUUGAUACCAAGCCUUAGGAGCUUGCUUCAGUCCAUUGAGAGCCUUAUGAGUUUACACACAUAGAGUGCUUGGUAUUUUCUAUUAAGUGCUUGAAGGUGCACUUAUAUGCAGUGUUUUCUGGGAUUAAUUAUUGAAAAUUAAGUUUGAUUUGAGUGACUAUGCUUAAUUGUGUUAUAAAUGUGUUUUCUGGAAUCAUGGGUGUAUUUUGUGUGUUUUCAUGUCUCAAUUGUUCAAAAUGAUGUUUUGAUGAAAAAUGACGCUACAGAAGAAAUUGAUGAUGAGUGAAAACAAAUGGAUUGAAAAUCAAAGUUGAAAUGAAGAAGAUGAUACAUUUCAAAGAGUGGAUUCUCAGAUUUUGAGUAGACGAAUCAAUACCUUCACACAAAAAAGUGAUGUUGCAACAUUUUAAACUCAUAUUUUUUCAGGUGGAGUUAUAAGAAUUUUUUGCACAAUUCGUUCCUCUAAGAAAACUAUUCUAAACAACUUCACUUGGUUGACUAGGCUUAACAACCUGUCAGAAUAAUCUUUUUAUGUUUUCUGUCUCCUUUAUCUUUGCAUUUCAAACUCUCUGAUCAAGUUGAGCAUUUGCAUGUUUUCUUUCAUUACCCUGGUAUUCCUCUUUAAGGUAGUCCUGUAUGUCUAUUUCAAACAUUAGGUUCAUGAUCCUUGUGAAUAUUGUGCUUAACACAGUAGAAAAUAGACAAGCGGCAGCUUUGUAUUUCCUGGUCUUCCUUUCUUUGUGGUAUUUGAGUUGAGCCAUUGUAGGAUUUUCUCCCAAAGGUCUAAUGCAUCAAGAUGUCAUUCUGACAGCCUAAGCUUGAUAAUUAUCACCAUCAAACAAUAGCGGUGUAAUAGAUGAGAAAGUUUUAUCAUUUUCCAUUAUUUGACAACUGUUAUGAUUUUGGUUUAAUGUUUAUCUUUUGGCUUGUGUUUAUGACCUCUUUCAACUCACAAAUCCCUCAAGAUAAUCGCUUUGGUACCAAUUUGUUGUUGUAUUGCACUGAAUGAAAACAAAACAAAAAGAAAGAAUUUUUAUGAAGCACAAGAAUUUUGGGACUGGAAAAUUAGUAAUAUUAUCUUGAUUCAAUGCAUAUCCUUAAAUACAAAAAAUUUUAAACGGAAAAACUAAAAAAUGUCUUUAAAAAUAAACAACUAACUUCCUAAAGGCUUUCCUGGUAGACUUAUUUUUCAUUUACAACCUAACAACAUCUCAGUUUUACGUAUCAGCAGAUCUAUCAACAGCUUGCAAUUUCAAGUCACAGGAUGUAAUUUUCAAGAAUUGUGUUGUUCAACCAUUUUUUUGGGGCAUCAGAUGAAAAAUGAAGAUAUCCUUGUGUGCCUGUGGCGCUAGCCAGCAAGUUGCAGAACUUAAUGGCAUAGUAAUGUUGAUCAAACUGUCUCUUCCACCAACUGGCAUAAAUAGAAUGUUCCAAGCAUCUUGAGUCACCACUCUUAAAUGUAAGGCUAAGGCCAAACUUGCCAUCUUCAGAUAAUGCUGGAUAUAAAAUCAGCAGAUAAGCAUGGAGGUGUUGGAGGCGAUCAAAUUUCUCAGAUUAAGCUGCAAUGUCCAGACGAGUUCUUGAUCAGUGUGAGUGGCAACUACAGUGGUUUACGGUAGCAGCCUUGUGAUCAGAUCACUGACGUUGAAGAGCUACAAGAGAACCUAUGGUCAUGGAGUUGAAGAAGAGACCCCAUUUACUUUCUUAAUGGAUGGAGGGUUGGUUCUGGGUUUGAAAGGAAGGAGUGGUUGGUAUCUUGAUGCAGUUGGCUUCCAUUUAUCCAAUAAACAAUCAACAAGACUCCACAAGGGCCAGAAGAAGUUUCAGAUACUUGCAAGUAAGGCUUCAAAAUAGUCUGCUACCAAGGAGACUCAGAAACUCUCAGAUUUAACACAGAGUAUGACUAAGAUGUAUUAUGAACCAAUACUCAAAAGGGUGAACACUUGCAUGGAAUAUAUAUUUAAUUCAUACAGCAUAUAUCUUGAAUAAAACAUAGCUUUAUUCAA
Molecule: messenger RNA, 5556 nt
Organism: Mangifera indica (mango)
Lineage: Eukaryota; Viridiplantae; Streptophyta; Magnoliopsida; Sapindales; Anacardiaceae
Product: putative disease resistance protein RGA3
Exons: 7
Coding region: 191-2998 (935 amino acids)
Biological process (GO): defense response to other organism
Molecular function (GO): protein binding; ADP binding
Source: RefSeq, a predicted model, not a curated record